Messenger RNA from Schistosoma intercalatum, 5282 nucleotides. The record is from the annotation of a GenBank genome assembly. Lineage: Eukaryota; Metazoa; Platyhelminthes; Trematoda; Strigeidida; Schistosomatidae.
ACUCUCACAUUCUAGAUUUCGAUGGAUCCAGGUGUUUCACAGUUAGCGAUUGAAUGCCAACAUAUAAGUAAUGUGACGAAAGAACUCGAGUUUCUCUCGCUAUUGCUCACACACGCAACAUCUUACAAUAGUAUGGAAAUCAAUAAUUUAAAUAGCAAUAUGCCUGAAACAAGCGGCAUGAAAACAUUCUUCAGGAUUUUAAGUCGUAUAUGCAGGGAUUGUGGAGGCAUUUGGACAGUAAACGAAGAGUUGGACUGGUUGGUAUUCUAUUUAUUUGCUCGUUGCUAUGGAUGGAGCGACAUUGAUUUAAAUGAUGUGCGAUCCCAGAUGCUGGUACCAUCAACGGGACAUAGGUAUAGAAACGUAUCAAAAGAUGAAGAGCUGAGAAUGAAAGAUAAAGUCAUCCAAAUCACCACGGAGCUAAUUUAUUUGAUAAGAAGUCUUCCCCUUUCUCUGGCUGGUUUAAAAAUGCUCAUCAGUUCUAUGAAUUUAGCUCGUGGAAUGCACCAUACUCGAAAGCAAAUAGCGUUACAUGCUAUCGAUUGGUUGACGUUUGGAUUACAAACGGAUGGGGGAGGUGUGAAGGCAACUACAAGUCCUAGAUUCACUCAGAAAAUUUCUACAACACAGCCAUUUCUACCAGAAGAUUCAACUCCAGAAAGCAUGUUUAUGACGGUAAAAGAUCUCAUUUGGAAUUGUUGUACCGAUAAUAACCGUAGUAUCCGAAUGGGGACUUUGGGACCAUUAUAUAUCCUGUUUGGACAACUUUCGACAAAUACUAUUAUACGAUUGAUCAAGCUAUCAGUUGAGAUAUUGGAGAAACCAGAAGUCUGUGCUAGUGAAGUAACUGAAGGUGUCAUAGAUAUACUUAAUGUUUUGCUGAGAAGGUUGGUGCCCAGCGAGCAACUAUGUAAUUCAAGGACAUCAUUAUCUGGAAACACACUAAUGUCAAAAACGAAUCUUUCUGCCUAUAAAUUUUCAGAGGAGUACGUUCAGAAUCAGUUGUUUCCAAGACUGAGUACGAUGAUUACCAACUUGUUUCAGAGUAAUCACUUCAAUGUACGCAAAGCUGCAGUCAGAGUUUAUUUAACCUGCCUCAGUCGAUGUCCGAAUGAAACAUUUAAAGAAGUUCUUCUUCAAACUGUAAAUGAUUUAUGCAUGAACGCGGAUAAGCAAUCUGAAACCUACCAAGAUAAAUCACCCUCAAAUUUCGAAAGCUGGAAAAGUAACCCAUAUUUCAAUGAAAGUCUCCUAACUCUUUGUCGAUCUUUAAUUAAGAAAGUUGGUGAAACCAAUCUGCCUUCGAAUACUGGGGACUUACAGAACUGUUUAGUUAAUUUUUAUUUGGGUCAUUCAUCUCAAUAUGUCCGCGAUAGUGCAUGCAGUCUGUACCUGACAUUGUUCAUCAGUGCCUCAAAAAAUCCCAAUCGUAUUCGUUACCUAUUGAAUAAAAUAUUGGAGAAGUGGCAAGUUAAGCAAGAUGUGUUAUCACCACUUUCAAAACUACUAAUUCAAAUAAACGAAACGGAAACUACCACACCGCGUGAAAUGCCUUUGACUGUGAGCUCCAAAUUAAGUUGGACAUGGCGUGAGGGGCGCAUGCGCAUGUACUAUUUAGUCGCACGCUCAUUAGUUGGGCUUCAUCUUAAAGCUCUUCACGAAUUAGAUGUUGAUGGUUAUAGCCCAAUGAAUUCUGAAGACUUUUGUAUCAGCCCAACCUUUACAGAUGAUUGUCCUCAAAGAACCUUAUAUACAUCAUCAAAGAAUAAUUUACACCAAUUUGGCUUCAGUCCUGUACCAAAAUCAAUUCCUGCCGCUCUUGUUUCAAAUCCAGAUCGUCGAACUCCAGUUAAUAAAUCAUCAGCAUCGUCACAACCUGUAGAAAGUUCACCAACGCUCUUUCAACAGGGGGCAAAAUUAAGCUCUCCACAAACGUCCAUUUAUUUAACAGUUUUGGAAAAUAUCCGAAUGCUCGACAACGAAAGAAAUGAUAAACAGACGGAUAGCAAAACUCAGUCGUGGAUUAAACGUCUAAGUAUAGUGUCAGGAUUAACUUCAACGAGUAAAACAAAUGUCGGUCAUUCAGAGUUAAAUUCUAUCACCAUGAAAUCUAUGUCAUUCAAUAUAUUACGAUUAGCUGUAGAGUGUACAUUAGAUGAGAACAAUGGUCUACGUCAUUCAGCCCAAAAAGGAACCAAUUGCAUGAAAUUUCUGAAAAGCCGUCUCCCUGUCCACAUUUUCAAGUCACUCAACAAGUUGGUGACAAUUCGCUGCAGGAUAUCGAGAGAAACAACAAGAUUAAAGUUUUUGUCACGUUGCCUUAACGAUGGCUGUUUUCCUCGCCACAUUUUUAAAGCUGUCCGCGCCUGCAAAAUACCUCCUUCGUUAAAAUAUCUUCGACGUGUCACCAAAUCCCAAAUUGAAUGCACUAAGGAUCUUAUCUCUAAACAUAAAAUAGAAUCCUUUGGUUAUGACAAAAUCGUUAUGGGUUUAAAUAUUGUAUGUCGUAUUAAACUUAUUAACUUCAUUCGUGAUGUUCAGUCGGAAACCAGUCACAAAUUCAUGAAGACAUUAACCAAAACACUUGUUAAAGAACAAAACCACGUGGCAUUUCCUACCAAUCCACGAAAAUACAUACAGAACUUAUCUAAUAAAAAACUAAAUCGAAUCGAAACUGAAGCACUCUGUCUUGGAUUCAAAUUUCAUAUCCCAAGAAAAUGCAACAGAAUAGACACUGAGAUCCAGUUUGAAUACUUAUAUCAACAACUGUCAGACUUUAAACCCAUGAACGACGAAAAGCACAGUUGGUUUAAAUCUAAAUUAGUGGAUAUCACAAACCAGUAUGUUACGACACCAAUCCCACACUCAAGGGUGUUCACCGAAGACCACCAUCAAGCAUUGGAAAAACUUAUUAAAGACGAAACAAUAAUGCUACUUCUUCCGGAUAAGGGUUCCAGUGUAGUCAUUCUUAACAGAGAUGAAUAUAUCAAUAAGGCCAUUAAUGAUGUCGGAAGGCUAAUACGAUGGUAUGAUGCUGAUCUUUUGUUGGAAAUGAUUUCGUUGCAUAUGGUAGGUCCGCCAACUAUGAUGUCGUAUGCAACUUUAAAGAUUUUACGUGAUGGUCUAUCUGAAUUAUGCAUGUAUGAUGAAAUUUUACAAAAAGAAGAGGAAGAACCUGGUUUCACCGAGAAAUAUGCGAUUUCUGGAACUGUUCCGAUUUUAAAUGUAGCAUUGCUUUAUGGUUUGUUUUCGCCGGACAGAUCAAGACUGUGGCUUCAAUGUUGCCAGCAAUAUAUUCUGGAUAGCACAAUGGCUCUUUUUAUCAGUACUUUAUCAAUAGAAUGUGCUUUGAGAACCCUUUGUCUUGUACACAGAUUGUCUAAUCUAUCACUCGUAGCAUGCACCUGGGAAAAUAUGAGGCCUAAUCCUUUUUCAAAUCUGCCAUACGCACAACGUAGACUAGAUCUAGAUGCGAAAGAUGUAGUAGAAUGUAUUAAAGGCGUUAUCGAAUUCGCUCAACGCUUAGACGUGAAACUUGGACCUACAAAUGAGCCAAUACUGAAUGUUGUCAAUUUCCACAAAAUGAUGAUAACGCAGAAGCCAUAUUUAUCAUGUUUACAGCUCCCUCAAUCAACUGCAAAGUGUUCACUUACAUAUUUCGUCCUCAAGCUGGUUACUAAACUGGAGUCUGUUAUAUAUUCUUAUAUACCACCAUCCGUAAAUUCGAGUCGGCCUAAUCCAGACGUUCGUAUGACUGGUGGUCUUCUUUUAUCUCCAAUACUGCCAUACCUUAUCACGUGGCCAUUAGCUCUUCUUCCUCCUAGCUUGGAUAAAACUUUAGGGAAUCCAUCAAAGGAGGCGAGGAUACUUGCGCUUCGUAAACUACUUCGCCUAAUUGCAGCUAUAAUACUUGCAUUGCCGAUCACAAAUAAGCCUGAAUUUUCAAAAAGUGAAUCAAGUGCAAUAAAAGGUAAUGCAUUGCUAAAAGAGCUUGCAUCAAUUGCUGAACAUUCUGUUGAAUUAGAAACUGUUGUCAGUGCUUGUUUUACUCAGUUGGAAAAUCUUGUUUCUCAAUUAAAUCAAUAUUACGAACCUACCCGAAUAUGUACAACUACCUCAUGGUGGUGGAUCCGUGCACUAUGUGAACAUCUACCUCGACUUAUGCAAGUCGCUCCAUUUUCCAAUCCUGUAAACAUAUUACGUCUUCUAAUCGAAGAUGUUAAAAAGAAAUCUAAAUUAUCAACAAAUACCAAACAAAAUACUGGUCACCAGACGGCGGAACCAACAAAAUGGUCGAGAGCACUUGAAUACGGUCUUCAGGAAGCCAAAUCUAAAAUAAGAGUAAAAGAAGGCAGUGGAGCGUUAAAGUACCAAUGGCCUAAGGUUGGUGAGAUUUUACAAGCUAAAGAAACUAUAGAAAAACAGUAUAUACUGGAAAGCAAAAGUGGAAAAAAAUCACCGACAAGAUCACUCUCAUCUCAUCUCAUAGAUACUGCUCCUUCCCCAAUAGAUGAAGAACAACAUCGUUUCUUUGUAACGAGCGAUAACGAAGAAGAAGAAGAGGCUUGCAUUCUACAUGAAGAAGUAGAUACUUCCUCUCUUUCUGAUAAUGAUGAUGAUGAUGAAGAAGAGCAAGAACAAGAAAUUAAAGAUAAUUUAUUACAUAAACAAGAGAAGGUCCGCAGCCUAUUUUAUAUUCCUAUAAAAGCUGAACCGAUAGAAACACCACCAGCUAUAGAAGAUGUACAUGAGUUGAUUGAACGUGUGCUCCAGUACUGUCGACCAGAUAUUGUAACAGCUGUACGUCAAAUCUUGUCAGAUUUUGAUUCACCAAACACUUCAUCACUAGAAAAGUCAAUACGGAUUCAAGAAAGUGUUUUAGGACAUACUAAAGCUCCUGUUAUACAAUGAACAACGUUUUGUGUUUCACUACCGUACAUACUGAAUAAAGAUCUUGUCACUUGCAACUAUAACAAAGGCAAAAUCAAUUCAGUUUAAAAUGAAAUAAGUGUAUACGAACUGUUUAGUAUUCUUACAUUUGAACCAUUUUGCAUAUAAUAUUUAGUUAUAGCUCCUCUAUUGUCUGAUUUUAACGAUUCUGUAUUUCCUUGGGAUAAUUACAGCAGUGAUAGACUGUUACUUAUUGUGCUUUUACAGUCAAGUUUUCUGUUAUUGUUGUUUUGUUUUCCUUCUCUUCAGUUUUUCCUUAAAUAUUUACUUCCUUAGCUUACUUAGUAAUUUCUUUAUCGACUACUAGAAAUGAACUAAUAUAUGUACUUAAU